CUCUGCCGCUUUUUUCUUUUUUCUUUUUUUAUUUUUCGGUAUGAUCAUCUGGUAUCCCGUAUACUUGCCCAACUAAUCCGGAUUAAUGUCGUGGUAGGCCAUUAAAGGGGAAGAUGCUCCACACUACGAAUUUCUCAUUUCUAAGACCCAAACGCGUAUUAAGGGUGGAAGAAUCUCAUCCAUGCCAAACAUCCCCUUGUUGGUGCCCUCCCUUACUAUAUAUACUGUAUGUUACUAUAGUUUACAAAACACUUCUCCAGAUAGCUCAUAUCAAACUCACAGGAAACAUGGCAGCAUCAAGGCUUGUAUCUUUUGCUGAAAAGAUUAUCAAGCCCUGUUCUCCAACCCCUCUCUCACUUAGACAUUACAAUCUUUCACUCAUUGAUCAGUUCAUGCUUCCAGUAUACAUGCCAAUUGUAGCCUUCUAUCCUUUCCCCUCUAAAAAUCCACAACAAAUAUCCAACAUUCUUGAAAAAUCACUAUCCAAAGUUUUGUCCUCUUAUUUUCCAUUUGCUGGAAGACUUAGAGAUAACACUUUCGUCGAUUGCAACGACAGGGGAGCGAAAUUCAUGAACGUUGAAUACGAUUGUCCAAUGUCUAAAGUUGUCAAUCUUCCUGACACUGGUCCUGAAUAUCUACCUUUUCCUAAAGAUUUGCCUUGGACUCGAACUCGAGACGAGGAAAGCUUACUUGUUAUUCAAUUGAGCCAUUUUAAUUGCGGAGGAUUAGCCAUAAGUGCUAGUAUAUCACACAAAAUUGCAGAUGGAUGCACACUUUGUAAUUUGAUUAGUGAUUGGGCAGCUAUAUCUCGUGAUGAGACUGCGAAAGUUCCGUCACCUCAAAUGAUCGGAUCAUCCAUUUUUUCGCCAUCCACGGAUAUUCACACGGACACGAUGAUCGAUGAAAUUGACAAUCAAUCGCUUAGUAGAAAAAGGUAUCUAUUUUCCAAUUCGAAACUGAAGUUGCUUAAGUCUCAAGUGGCAUCAGAAACAGGGGUGCAAAAUCCAACUCGGCUCGAAGUGUUGUCCGCACUAAUUUACAAGUGCGCUACAAGUGCAGCUCGUGCAAAUUCGAGCUCCUCUAAACCAUCCGUGUUGACACAAGUUGUGAAUUUACGCCCAAUAUUCGAUCCACCUCUACCAACACGGGCAAUCGGGAAUAUUUUUAGUAUUAUACCUGUGGCAACUAUGAGUGAAGAUGAAAUUUCAAUCGCCAGAGUGGUUUGCAAGCUAAGGAAAGCUAAAGAAGAACUCAAGAACGAGGACCAUGUGAAAGAAAACAAACUAGUGUCACUUAUGUCUAAGUGGCCAUCGAUGGCUAAUGAAAUUGAAUUGUAUAGAAGUAGCAGUGUGUGCAAUUACCCAUUGAAUAAUUUGGAUUUUGGAUGGGGAAGGCCUAGCAGGGUAACAAUCCCAGUAAUUGGACUUGGAAAUACGUUCUUUUUGAUGGAUAAUCAAAGUGGAGAUGGGAUUGAGGCAAUUGUUUCAUUGCCAGAAAAAGAUGUGCCUGAAUUUGAGAAAAGCAAGGAGCUAAUCGAGUUUGCUUCUCCUAUUACUGAUCUUAAUUAAAUAGGGCAACUCAUGACUUGCAUUUCUAUCUCCUAUAUGUGUACUUUUUAUUUUGAUUGGGUGAUGAAUUUUGAUGUGUCAUUGUUCACCAUGACGUUCUUAUAAUUUAUAAAUAUUGUUCUCUAUGAUAUAUAUUAAAUUGCUAUUAUCCCCGUAAA
Lycium barbarum (goji berry) is the source of this 1726-nucleotide messenger RNA. RefSeq names its product acylsugar acyltransferase 3-like. The record is from RefSeq and is a predicted model, not a curated record. Lineage: Eukaryota; Viridiplantae; Streptophyta; Magnoliopsida; Solanales; Solanaceae. The transcript has a single exon. Bases 114 to 1568 code for a protein of 484 amino acids.